AUGCCUUCGACCUACCUCGGGUACUUCAACAUCGUCGAGGCCGAGAAGAACAUGUCGGCCAAGCCGUCAUAUCGACGAGACUCAAAUGGAUCCGACGUCUCGGCUUCAUCGAACAAGAGCAAGUCCUUCUUCAAGCGUGCUCUCAGCCAACUCCGACCAACACAGGAACCCUUGACGCCAGCAGGCAUCUAUUCACCUGCCAUCAAACAAGGCUCUCUGUUCGGUGGCCGGAAACAGUCGACUAAGGCAUGA
Molecule: messenger RNA, 252 nt
Organism: Exophiala spinifera
Lineage: Eukaryota; Fungi; Ascomycota; Eurotiomycetes; Chaetothyriales; Herpotrichiellaceae
Exons: 1
Coding region: 1-252 (83 amino acids)
Source: RefSeq, a predicted model, not a curated record